This is a messenger RNA of Protopolystoma xenopodis, 615 nucleotides long. The record is from the annotation of a GenBank genome assembly. Lineage: Eukaryota; Metazoa; Platyhelminthes; Monogenea; Polystomatidea; Polystomatidae.
AUGGCUUCUCGUCUCCAGUCUAUGGCCUCUCAUGUAUUCCUUGAAGAGACUACGCGCUCUUCUGAUUCCAACCAGGCGACCACGCAUUCGCUUGGCUCCCGGUCCUCUUCUACUGGUCCUUCAUCCACCAUGCACUUUUCGCCCACUCCUACUGGUACCGGUGGCGGUGGCUGUGGAGAUCAGCAUUCUGCUGGUGGUCCUUCCUCUAUGAUGAUGAUGAUGCAUCGGCCAAACCAGCAGUCACAACCUCCAGGACGCCGAAUGACACCUCCGCCCAUGCCAUCGGCUGGCGGUCCAGUGACGUCUACCUCAAUGUCUACAGCCUCAUCUUCGUCAGCUCUCUACCCGAUAGCAACCGUGAUCCCGGGAGCUCCUCUGAUGAGCAGUCAGGCGAUCGCCGCCGGCAAUGCGGUUGUCGGCAGUGGAGGCCUUGGCGGCGGAGCUUGUAGUGGGCCAAGCAGUGGUCACAACACUCCACGUGGACCGGGAGGUCUAGGUCCACUGGCUAGGUCGGCCCGUUCGGGUGAUCCUGAGCUGCGCUCCCUGACCGAUAUCACAAAGGACGAUUUAGUGAGUUUUAGCGAUAUACGAUUAUUCGAGCCUGAGCAAAUAUGA